Pantherophis guttatus is the source of this 3546-nucleotide messenger RNA. RefSeq lists its product as uncharacterized. Gene Ontology annotation, biological process: regulation of DNA-templated transcription. The record is from RefSeq and is a predicted model, not a curated record. Lineage: Eukaryota; Metazoa; Chordata; Lepidosauria; Squamata; Colubridae.
AGAAGAGAGAAGCCGGGCGAGGAGGAAGCAAGAUUCGCACUAGGGGCCGGAGUCAGGCAUGUCUCCGGAGGGGGAGAGAAGCCGGCCGGCCUCUCCCAGCUGCCUCCUUCCCAACCUCGGUCCUGCGCUUGGAUGACCCGGUUGGGUUCCAGGCAGGUUGGGUGAACCUACCUGCGUGUCAGUUCUCCAAAGGCCACCUUGAAGAAGGGAAAGGGAGCAUCCACCGCCAGGGUCAUUUCCUGGCGUUUGAUUGGAUGGGAACUUAUCUUUCAUGAUAUACAAAGUGGAAGCCAUUUGUACGUCUUCACAUACAGCCAAGAUAUCUCAGGUAAAGUGGAGUGAAUGGCUUGCUGACGUCCCUCUUGUGCUAAUGGAAACCAUCCUCUGAAUGAAAAGGGAUUUCAAGAUCUAAAACGUUCCUUGGAGUUACUCUAGAGACAGAGACAGAGACAGGAUGGAAACACAACUUUUAGCAAGUGAGACAACUGAAAAAGAACCUUCUGCUGUUCAGGAUGGAAGCUGUGGGGACAUCUGGGAAAGAACUGGACAGAAGAUCCUGGAGGAGGAAACCAUCCAUUCAGAAGUUCAGCCCUGGAACUUCAGGAGUGUCCAAUACCAGGAGGCUGAGUGUCCCCGAGGACUCUGUAGCCGAAUCCACAACUUCUGUAGGCAAUGGCUGAGACCAGAAAAGCACACCAAAGUGCAGAUGCUGGACCUUGUGGUUCUGGAGCAGUUCCUGGCCGUUCUGCCCCCAGAGAUGGAGGGCUGGGUGCGGGAGUGUGGAGCAGAGACCAUCUCCCAGGCAGUGGCGCUGGCUGAAGGCUUCCUCCUGAGCCAGGCGGAGGAGCAGAAGGAACAGGUCAAAUUGCAGUCCUUCUUUGUGGAGAUCAGGGAUCCUGAGGGAAGGAAGAAUCCAACACAUCCCCCUCUGGAACUGUUUUUCCGGAGGUUCUCUCAGGAAGAUCCAAGUCAGGACACAGGAGAUCUUCAUGGUGGAGCUGAAAGAAUGAUUGAACCUCCAAAUCAAGAAGGCCCCGUGUCCUUCAAGGAGGUGUCUGUGUAUUUCUCUGAGGAGGAAUGGUCUCAGCUGGAUCCUGACCAAAAAGCGCUGUAUUGGGAAGUUAUGCUGGAAAAUCAUAGGAACGUGGCCUCUCUGGGUAAUGAUGGGCAGGAGAAUAAAGAUUCCUAUGAACUAUUACAAGGGAUAACUGCUGGAGACAGAAUGGAGACGUCUGCAAUUGGAAUGGAAAUAGAAAGAUAUGAGAAAAACCAGUCUGACAAUUGGAAUCAGGAAAGUUCAUCUUCCAUUGAUGCUCCAGUGCAAGACGUUGUGAUCCAACACAGGAAAGUUAAAGAAUAUAUUGUAAAAGGUGUGAAGCAAAGCAAAGACAAAUUACAUGCAAAUGGAUGGUAUCCAGCCCAAAUUAACGGAGAAGUUAACAUAUUCAGAGACAAUGGAAAAGAUUACAACUGGACAUUUACUCUGUCUCAUGGAUAUAGGUCACUUACAUCCCAGAAUAAGAUUUACACAGAAGAGAAGCAAUCUAAAAAUUGGGAAUGUGGAAAGAGAUUCCAAAAGAGUAGUCAACUUACUUCCCAUAACUGGAUCCACACAGGGGAGAAGCCAUAUAAAUGCAGAGAAUGUGGCAAAUGCUUCAGGAGAUGCAGAUAUCUUACAUCUCAUAAAAGGAUCCACUCAGGGGUGAAGCACUAUCAAUGCAAGGAUUGUGGGAAGACUUUUAUAUAUCAUAGUCAACUGGCUUCCCAUAAAAUAAUCCACACAAAGGAGAAGCCAUAUGAAUGCAGAGAGUGCGGUAUGAACUUCAAGAAAAGCAGUUAUGUUACUUCCCAUAAAAGAAUCCACACAGGGGAAAAACCUUAUCAAUGCAUGGAGUGUGGAAAGAGCUUUAGGUCAAGUCAUCAACGUACUUCGCAUAACUGGAUCCAUACUGGUCAGAAGCCAUAUAAAUGCAUGGAAUGUGGAAAGACCUUUGCUUGGAACAGUUCUCUUACUUUACAUAAAAGGAUCCACACAGGGGAGAAGCCAUAUAAAUGCAUGGAGUGUGGAAAGACUUUUGCUCGGAACAAUCAACUAACUCUGCAUAAGAUGAACCACACAGGGGAGAAACCAUAUAAAUGCAUGGAGUGUGGAAAAGGCUUUAAGUCAAACGGUGAUCUUACUUUCCAUAACAAGAUCCACUCAGGGGACACACCAUAUAAAUGCACCGACUGUGGAAAGGGUUUCUGUGAAAAUGCAUCGCUUAUAAAACAUAAAAGGAUCCACACAGGGGAAAAGCCGUAUAAAUGCAUGGUGUGUGGAAAGACCUUUGCUCAGAGGAGUUAUCUAUUUUCCCAUAAUAAGAGACAUAGACAGGAGAAAUCAUAUAAGUGCAUGGAAUGUGGAAAAUGCUUUAUGUCAAAUGGUGGUCUUCAGACCCAUAAAAGGAUCCACACAAGGGAGAAACCGCAUCGAUGCAUUGAAUGUGGAAGGGUCUUUACAUCACAUAGUCAUUUUAAGAUCCAUAAAAUGACCCACACAGGGGAGAAACCAUAUAAAUGUGUGGAAUGUGGAAGGGGCUUCAUGUCACAAAAGUCUCUUAGUACCCAUGAAAGAAUCCACCUAGAGGCGAAGCCAUAUAAAUGCAUGGAGUGUGAAAAGACUUUUGCUCAGAGAAGUACUCUUACUUUCCAUAAGAGGAUCCAUUCAGGGGAGAAACCUUAUAAAUGCAUGGAGUGUGGAAAGAGCUUUGCUCAGAGGAAUCAACUUACUUGCCAUAACAGGAUUCACACAGGAGAGAAACCAUAUAAAUGCAUAGACUGUGGAAAGAACUUUGCUCAGAGAAGCACUCUUACUUUCCAUAGCAGGAUCCACACAGGGGAGAAACCAUUUAAGUGCAUGGAGUGUGGAAAGAGCUUUGCUCAGAGGAGUCAACUUACUUGCCAUAACAGGAUCCACACAGGAGAGAAACCAUAUAAAUGUAUAGUGUGUGGAAAGAACUUUGCUCGGAGCCAUCAACUUAGUCGCCAUAACAGAAUCCACACAGUGGAAAAACCGUACAAAUGCAUGGCAUGUUGAAAAGGCUUUACUGCAAAUGAUGAUCUUACUUUCCACACGAUCUUCAAAUUCCAAAGUGGCUGAAUGUUGAUCACAUUGUUCUAGAAAGUCAUAAUUUUCAGAUGCAGUUGAAAUUUUAUUUUGGGGGAAGUGCCUUUAAUUUGAACAGAUAUUAAAUAAAUGUUUUUAAUUGAGCAGAACCUAUACUUCAGAAAACUGCCAGUUGUUCUUGACCAAACACAUAGAAAGAAUGGAAGUUGCCUCUGGAAUGUGUGUGUAUGUGUGUGUGUACACAUAUAUACACACAUACAUAUGUACUGUGCAUUCAGAAAGUAUUCAGAUCCCCUUCACUUUUGUCAAUUUUGUUAUGCUGCAGCCUGAUGUUGUAAUUCAUUUUUUUCCUCAUUAAUCUACACUCAGUGUAUAUUACACUUUCUGAAAGCACUGUGUAUGUGUGUAAUAAAAUCAGACUUGCAGAAGUUGCAAUCUUA